AUGUUAGACAUUAACUCAUUUUUAACCGAAAAAGGUGGUAACCCUGAAGCUAUCAAGAAGUCCCAAAAGAAAAGAGGAGAUUCUGAAGAAAUCGUUGAUGAAAUCAUCGCCGAAUACAAAAAAUGGACUCAAAUCAGAUACGAUUUAGAUGAACUCAACAAGAAAAUCAACAAAUUGCAAAAAGAUAUCGGAUUAAAAUUCAAAGCCAAAGAAGAUGCUAAGGACUUAUUAGCUGAAAAGGAUGAUUUAUUAGAACAAAAGAAAGCUUUGAUCGAAGAUGAAGCCAAAGCUGACAAACAAUUGAAGUACAAAGUCAAUCAAGUUGGUAAUAUUGUUCAUGAAUCAGUAGUUGACUCCCAAAAUGAAGAUAACAACGAAAUGGUUAGAACCUGGAAACCUGAAGAUUUAGAAGAUGUUGGUGCCACUGCCAGUUGUACUGGAUCCCCAGCCGCUUUAUCUCAUCACGAAGUAUUAUUAAGAUUAGAUGGUUAUGAUCCUGAAAGAGGGGUUAAGAUUGUUGGUCAUAGAGGUUACUUCUUAAGACAAUAUGGGGUUUUCUUAAAUCAAGCAUUAAUUAAUUAUGGUUUAUCUUUCUUAGCUAAGAAUGGUUAUACUCCAUUACAAGCCCCAGUUAUGAUGAAUAAAGAAGUCAUGGCUAAGACUGCUCAAUUAUCCCAAUUCGAUGAAGAAUUAUAUAAAGUUAUUGAUGGAGAAGAUGAAAAAUAUUUAAUUGCCACAUCUGAACAACCUAUUAGUGCCUUACAUGCUAAUGAAUGGUUUGAAAAACCUUCUGAACAAUUACCUGUUAGAUAUGCUGGAUAUUCAUCAUGUUUUAGAAGAGAAGCUGGUAGUCAUGGUAAAGAUGCUUGGGGGAUUUUUAGAGUCCAUCAAUUUGAAAAAAUUGAACAAUUCGUUUUAACUGAACCAGAAAAUUCUUGGAAAGAAUUUGAUAGAAUGAUUGGUUUAAGUGAAGAAUUUUACCAAAGUUUAGGUUUACCUUAUAGAGUUGUUGGUAUUGUUUCUGGUGAAUUAAACAAUGCUGCUGCUAAGAAAUAUGAUUUAGAAGCUUGGUUCCCAUUCCAAAAAGAAUAUAAGGAAUUAGUUUCAUGUUCUAACUGUACUGAUUAUCAAUCAAGAAACUUGGAAAUCAGAUGUGGUAUUAAACAACAAAACCAAUUAGAAAAGAAAUACGUUCAUUGUUUGAAUUCUACUUUAUCAGCAACUGAAAGAACUUUAUGUUGUAUUUUGGAAAAUUACCAAACUGAAGAUGGGUUAAAGAUUCCUGAAGUGUUAAGAAAGUAUAUUCCUGGAGAACCUGAAUUCAUUCCUUUUGUUAAGGAAUUACCAAAGAAUUCAACUUCAAACAAGAAGAAGAAAUAG
Molecule: messenger RNA, 1380 nt
Organism: Yamadazyma jaroonii
Lineage: Eukaryota; Fungi; Ascomycota; Pichiomycetes; Serinales; Debaryomycetaceae
Source: the annotation of a GenBank genome assembly